This is a messenger RNA of Thecamonas trahens ATCC 50062, 1643 nucleotides long. RefSeq lists its product as uncharacterized. The transcript has a single exon. NCBI's taxonomy places the organism in Eukaryota, Apusomonadida, Apusomonadidae. The record is from RefSeq and is a predicted model, not a curated record. Gene Ontology annotation, molecular function: protein binding. The coding region runs from base 1 to 1608 and encodes 535 amino acids.
AUGAAGAUGACGAUGGGCGUAUUGCUUGGCGUCCUGGUGAUGGCGAUGGUGGUGGUGAACGUUGUGGCUGGACAUCCGUCGUACAUGGGGGCGACGCCGCGGUGCCAGGAGAUCAUGACGCGGAUGCGCGGAGCAGACUGGCCGUCCGAGGUGCUUGACCUCAAGGACUGCUACCUGAAGUACCUGCCUGCCGAGGUCGGGCUCCUCACCCACCUGACCAAGCUGGAUCUGACCGGCAACGAUCUGGACGAGCUCCCGUUCAACUUUGGCAACCUAGUGAACUUGCGCGAGCUCUCGCUGUGGGCCAACGAGUGGGAGCAUGUGCCUGAGGAGCUCAAGGGCCUCAAGAGCCUGGAGGUGCUUGAUCUCUCGUACAUGAAGCUCAAGGUCCUGCCCGAGUGGCUGGCCACCGAGUUCCCCAAGCUCAAGCGAUUCUCGGCGCACGGCAACGGCAUCACCAAGAUGCCGGACUCGUUUGCGUCGCUGCAGCUCGAGUACCUCAACCUGUACAACAACUCGCUGCACGAGCUUCCGUCGUGGAUCUGCGAGAUGACGUCGCUCAAGGAGCUGCACAUUUCGCACAACGAGAUUGCCACCAUUCCCGACUGCAUCGACAACCUGGUCGACCUUGAGGUCCUUGGUCUGUGGGACAACGACAUCCACACCAUUCCCGAGUCUGUGGGCAACCUGCGCAACGUGCGGCUGGUCUCGUUUGCCGGCAACGCGCUGCACUCGCUCCCGGACAACUUGUAUAACCACUGGACCCACAUCGAUGACCUCGACCUCUCCAACAACGAGUUCUCGUCCAUCCCAGCCGUCGUCCUCUCCAUGUCGCACAUCAAGGAGCUGCACCUUCACGGCAACUACCUGACGAGCGAUAAGCUGCCGGCCGACCUCCGCUCGCUGCCCAACCUCGAGUACCUUUCGCUCGGUCACAACCGGCUCAACAGCCUCCCGCCCAACUUUCUAGCUGGCCUCUCCAAGCUCCGCCGCCUUGACCUCUCGCACAACUCGUUCACCGAGUUCCCGGCUGCUGUUGCCGCCGUCGCACCGCAGCUCGAGCUCUUCAACAUCCACGUCAACGACAUCAAGUCGAUUCCCGACAACGUCCUCAGUUCCAUGACCUCGAUGCAGAAGCUCGACCUGCGCGAGACUGGCCUCACCUCGCUCCCGACCUCGCUCGGCACCCUGACCCAGCUCGAAGUCCUCGACAUCGGCAACAACAAGAUCGGCCCGCGGCUGCCCAACUUUUUGGCCUCGCUCGUCAACCUGCGCAAGCUCGCCAUCUGGUCGUGUGGCCUCACUGAGCUCCCGUCGUGGAUCGGCAACCUGCGCAAUCUGGAGGAGAUUGACUUUUCGUCCAACGACAUCACCUCGUUCCCCAAGUCGUUUGAGCUCUGCUCCAAGCUCAAGGUCCUCCACAUGCACUACAAUCAAGUCUCCCACUUUCCCGAGUACCUCGGCACCUUUUCCGACCUCGAGGUCAUCGACAUCUACGACAACCCCAUCCAGCACCUGCCCACUGGCUUCUGCGACGGCUCGCACCCGGUCUCGGAGCGCAUGGCCUACUGGUGCUUUGCCCUCGCCGGCGGCCAUGACGAGCUGUAGAUGGCAGCGCGACUUGUAAAGCCAUCCUUCCCCCC